AUGAAACGUGAGGAGAUGGGACCUCGUCGAUUGCAGAUCCGCACGCUGGUGGGCCCGUCCCAUUGGUUGGCGGGCGCGGGAGGUGUUCCUUCUGCCCUCGUGCUGAACACCCUGGCAAUCCCAGGAAGUGGCCACCUAGCAGACACCAUCUCAGAAUCUGUCGGGCCAAUCACGCGCCGCCAGGUGGGGCACGGCCGUGCCAGCGCUGGCGGUCGGGUGGCCCCUGCUCUGUGCAUUGUGUGCUCGUGGGAGGGAGCUGGGCAGCUGCUUGUGCUGUGGCCGCCUGGGGGUGUGAUGAAAUUUGCAGCAACAGCGCCCGCAAGUCACAGCAGCAAGCAAGCAGCAGCCUUCUUGGCGCGACAGGCCAAAGCCAGGCCCGCCGACGAGCAAGGAAAAAAAAGGCCAGCAAGCCCACCAUCGUCGACAGCAACGUCGAGCCGAAGCAGCCGCCUUCUGCGCCCUCUCUCAACCCCUCGACGCUGGUCUGCCGGCGCAACCCACCGGAACGACGACAUUUACCGCUUGUGA
This is a messenger RNA of Gaeumannomyces tritici R3-111a-1, 528 nucleotides long. RefSeq lists its product as hypothetical. Lineage: Eukaryota; Fungi; Ascomycota; Sordariomycetes; Magnaporthales; Magnaporthaceae. The transcript has a single exon. The record is from RefSeq and is a predicted model, not a curated record. Bases 1 to 528 code for a protein of 175 amino acids.